AUGUCGUACAGUUCUGGCCAUCAUAUGCCACGUGAUGGCCUUUCCUCAACAUCGCCUGCGAAUGCUCAUGGUGUUCGACCACAAGGAUCGCAAAUUGCAAGACCUGUCAAUUUUACACCCAGAAGCAGGACUUCAUCCUUCUCAAGCGUCGAAGAGACUGGCCCAGUACCAGCGCCAUCAAAUACCAAGAACAACCACCGCGGAAUUCGACUAUCUAUGCUCCCGCGUCCCAGGACUGGUAGCAUUGUAUCACCGACUACGCCAAUAUCUGCUGCCUCUCCUCAGAAGUCUACGCAACCACUCCCUUCGCCACAUUCUACUCCAGAGAUCGACAACCCAUCAUUGUUCGUGACCGGGCAACAAGUACUCUCUCAGAAACGGUCACGAAAUGUUCUUCGAAGACGAGCACCGACAAUAGGAAAGCAUGUGGAGCAAUUACAAUCCCACAAGCUCAGCCUCGUAAUUCCGCAAGAGGCUCAACCCGUCAACAUGAACAGUGCAACAAAGCAGGGCACGCCGGAGUCCCUGCCAUCAGGAAACUCGGCUUCAUCAUACCGGACCAGUCAUAGAGGGGAGAGCAGUGCGACUCUGAGCUCGGCAAAUUCCAGAUUAAAUGGCCCGGAAGAACUAGCAAGCCUCCGGACUACAGUUGAUACCCAGAACCUGCCACCUCCCCCUGCGUCAUUUCUCUCAGCAAGCAGUCCUUCGACAAGAUAUUCCGAGUCUCCAAGUAUCUGGAGUCGAGGAUCUACUCCCACUUCAUUGUCUUCUUAUUCUCCAGGUAUUGUACACUCGACAAAGAUCGGCCGUCUGCGGCAACCCAGCCCAUCACAGACACGGUUACCGGUGUUUUCUCCUUCAAUCAUCCAAUCAAGUCCCAAACAAGAAAGAACUGAGCAAAAAGCCCAGAAGCGUGUUCCUUCGACCCCUUCUGGCCUAACCUCAGUAGGGAUGGCUGACCAUGAACAGUCAACUAUCAAAUCUCCAUCUACCCACGUUCCAGGCCGGUCCUACAGCUCUCCCAGAAUCAACACAUUUUCAAAUGCUAGUCCAUCUAAUUCUGGAUACAUUGACACCGAAAAGGCCCGCAGAGAGGUUGAAGAAGCUGAAAGACGCCUGUUUGAUCCGCAAGGGGCCAUGGAAUGCUCCCCCGCACGUAUCGCGGAGACCCCACGCACUCCACCAAGACCUAGCAGAGAUGGAACUCAUCGUCUAGAGUUGGAAACUUCGCCUGUGGUACGGAGCAAUCUACGAUAUAUCAGAUCGACGGGUCACACAAGACGUGAAUCUGCGGAAAAGAUCCUAACGGCCAACCUUCCACAUCCUACACCAAACCAGUCUGCAACUGCAUCAAUUGACUCCCUGCACUCGAGAAGUCUAUCGCGUGGCUCAUCCAGGGGUGGAGAUUAUCCUGUCUUGUCUCGAAAGUCACCUCGGACAUUGACGAAAGAGCCUCCUAAGGAAAAUCCAGAAUCGAAGAUGGCUGCACCGAAACGCUUCGGUCUUUUCACGAAGAAGUCUAAGCCUGAUUUGGCAGAGACCACGGCAGAGCAAGCUCGCUUGCCACGUAAGGGACCCGCAGCUGGAACUGGACAUGAGGGGUAUGGAAAGUAUGGACAACGCGGCCGAAAAGCCAGUGGGAGUAGUAGCAGUGGCACGAGAACGAGGUCAACAAGCACGACGCGAAGUGCCGCCAGCAAGGGAAGCCUGUCUAGCAAGCCUGAGUUGGAGAUUGAUGAUUUUUUAAUGACUCGUCUGGAGCCUGUGAUCAUAAAUGGCGGAGGACUGGACGGUGCGUCGUUGGUCCGAACACAGAGCGAGCAGAGUAUGAGCAGCCUUAGUGUUGCCUCUGCUUCAAACUUGCCCCCAAAGGGUGCCCUUACAUACUCGAGUGGUCAGUCUACUGAUUCGCUUGCCACUUCGACGGGCACGUUUGGUGAUACGGUCACACAGACCACCUCCAGAAACAAGAGCGCUGAGCGCCAACCGAAUACCAGUCGACCUAGUGCUUCUAAAUCACGCAUGCCAGUUCCAAAGAGCAAGAGGCACGGGGUAUUUGCAAACUCUCAAGCUGCGGCAACUGCCACUUCUAUUACUAGUCAAGAGUCGAGUGUGAAAGCUCCACGUCAACAGAAGAAAGCUGCUCAGCAGCCCUCUGAACGACCGCGAAAACCAGAGCCGGUUGAGCAACAACAAGCCAAGAAAGGAAAGACAUCCAUGUGGAACUUCUUCCAGAAGAAGAAUGCAAGCCAGAACAAGAGCGGGCCUCCUACCACAGCUGCAUCUCAUACCGCCCAGCUCCAUGCUGCGAUCUCUCCAGUGCUGAACACUCGACCUGUCGCCCAUUAUGCAUUAGUCGACGCUGACUCCGACUCGCUUGACGAUAUCAUCAAUAAAAUUGAAGACUCUCCACCAACAGAAGAGGAAUAUGUGUUUCACCCAGUGGAAGUCCCAGCAGGCCUGAAUAUCAGAAAGAGAGAGCCAUCCAUCCUUUUACCUUCGCCGCCGAAGCUUCAUGGAGAGUUUGAUCAUGAUCGUCCAUCACCGAAGACAGCUAUGUUCAAUCGCAACCUCAUGCCUCCGGAACUUGAAUUGUCACCUGAAGUAGAACGACCAAGGCGGUUGGCUUCUGUUGGCCGAAUCCCUCAGGUUGUCUCAAGACGCGAUAGACAACACAUACCAGCGAUGCAGUCCUUUUCUCGUCCAUUCAGUGUUGCCGAGUCCCCAUCUCUCACUGUUCCUACGACAAGUGCUCCAAAUGAAUCCCGAUGGGUCACUGAUGCACCUCUGGAUAUGGGAAUAGGGCCCAGCGAGCCUAGGUGGGGACAGGGGCUUCAUUCUACUUUCAGUGCUUCCGAAGAAGCUAGCGCUUUGAACUUCCUCGCUGGUCCUUUUUCAGACUAUGAAUUUCUCAAGUUUCCACCAAAGAAAGACUCAACCUCGUCGGAUAGCUCUGCUGCCCUGGCAGCAGUUACUGCCGUUGCUCCAGUCCCUGGCUCGCCACCUACUGAAGAUGAGGUUUGGAAUGAGUUCGAUGAUCUGAUAGAUCAUGUUCUUUCACCUGAAGGCCCCGAGCCAAAGGUGCCUGCCAAGUCUGAGGAAGACGACAGAUUCGAACUGGCUACCAUGGCUAGUCGGGCUCUCCAGGAUGAGUUGAACAAUCCCACUCCUAUUCAGCGAGAGCAUGGCGAGAAUUCAGUAAGAUCAAGUGCCAGUUCUGUUCGGCUUCGUCGUUCUCGCAUAGUCUCAGCUUUGCAUUCAUCUACAGCUCCUUCGUCGCAACCUUCCUACAGCGAUCUUGUUUCCAGGUAUGGUGACUUGACAGAGGAAAAAAUAAAUGAAGAGAAAGACGAGGAUAUUUCGGCUACUACAGAACAAAAGUCUUCCAAUGACCAGCGCCGGAAACGCCGGUCUACUUUUCUUCAGUCUCUUGCUACUGUGCCUUCUCCACGGCCGAAGGUUCACCGUCAACGGGAAGCUGGAUCCUCUGAGCGUGAGUGGGAUGCCGUGACACGCACGAACAUGCGUUCAGCUUCGCUCAUGACCAGCCGUUGGCUCUCAUUUGGUCGAGUUCUCUUCAGUCCGGCACAUAACCACGUUAAGACUGGAGGCCAUGGAAGGAUUCUGGUGGUCGAUGGACUUGGAAAUGAAGAUUGGUCUUUCUACUGCUCCUUGACGUACCCUGAUGCAGAGGUAUAUAACCUCGGUGGUCGCCCUGUUUCUACAGUGGCUCCUCACCCCGCGGCGUGGCAGCCUCCGACAAACCACCACACCGUAUACCACGCUGGGUUGAGCAACCCGCUCCCUUUUCCAAAGGACUACUUCACCGUCGCAGUUCUCCGCUUCCCCGCCAUGUGCUCUGAGACCGUCCAAGGCAACAUCAUUCAAGAAUGCAAACGUGUACUUCGAACAGGCGGGUAUUUGGAGAUGAGCCUGCUAGACAGAGACAUGGUCAAUAUGGGACCGCACACCCGCAAAGCAGUCCGCCAGCUCAAGGAAAUGACCUGCCUGUCUGAUUCGACAAUUAGUCUCAAACCAACCAGUGACAGCGUCCAACGCCAACUCGGCACCCAGGGUUUCGACAAUCUCCGCCGCUGUAUGGUCCGCAUUCCAGUCGCAGGAAUGGUUGUUCGUUCUUCUGCCUCUACUACAUCCUCUUCCCAAUCCAUUUCAACAACUGCCCCCUCCGACGCCUUUUCCCUCCCCACAAUUUCCAUCACCACUGCAACAGGAAGCCAGAGCACAAGGAAUGCAUCAAAAUCCCCAUCUCACGAUGCAAACAUCUCUCUUGGUGAUCUCCUUUCCGAUCCAUCUCCAUCUCCAGCAAACGAUGAAUCCAUCGCGAAGAUCGUUGCCCGUGUUGGGCGCUGGUGGUACUCGAAAUGCUAUGAGGAUCCUGUCUUCCUCGGUGGAGACAGUGAUACUAGCAUGUGGAGUGACCGCAAAGUCCUUCGCGAGUGCCAAAGGCGAGGAACUGGCUUCCGAAUGUUGAUUGCAUAUGCGCAGAAACCGAGCGAGGUCCCGCGGCGCACAGCGAGUGUUUAG
Messenger RNA from Penicillium nucicola, 4545 nucleotides. RefSeq lists its product as uncharacterized. Lineage: Eukaryota; Fungi; Ascomycota; Eurotiomycetes; Eurotiales; Aspergillaceae. The record is from RefSeq and is a predicted model, not a curated record. Bases 1 to 4545 code for a protein of 1514 amino acids. The transcript has a single exon.